Acanthosepion pharaonis is the source of this 1485-nucleotide messenger RNA. The record is from the annotation of a GenBank genome assembly. NCBI's taxonomy places the organism in Eukaryota, Metazoa, Mollusca, Cephalopoda, Sepiida, Sepiidae.
AUGUCUUAUUAUAAUAUAAUCGUUUUUAAUCCCCUCUCAUCAUUUUCAUUCCUCCCUCAUCAUUUUCAUUCCCCCCUCAUCAUUUUCAUUCCUCCUCUCAUCAUUUUCAUUCCUCCCUCAACAUUUUCAUUCCUCCCUCAUCAUUUUCAUUCCUCCUCUCAUCAUUUUCAUUUCCUCCCUCAACAUUUUCAUUUCCCCCCCCUCAUCAUUUCAUUCCUCUCUCAUCAUUUUCAUUCCUCCCUCAACAUUUCAUUCCCCCCCUCAUCAUUUUCAUUCCUCCCUCAUCAUUUUCAUUCCUCCCUCAACAUUUUCAUUCCUCCUCUCAUCAUUUUCAUUCCUCCCUCAACAUUUUCAUUCCUCCCUCAACAUUUUCAUUCCUCCCUCAUCAUUUUCAUUCCUCCUCUCAUCAUUUUCAUUCCUCCCUCAUCAUUUUCAUUCCUCCAUCAACAUUUUCAUUCCUCCUCUCAUCAUUUUCAUUCCUCCCUAAACAUUUUCAUUCCUCCCUCAUCAUUUUCAUUCCUCCUCUCAUCAUUUUCAUUCCUCCCUCAACAUUUUCAUUCCCCCCCUCAUCAUUUUCAUUCCUCCCUCAUCAUUUUCAUUCCUCCCUCGUCCUUUUCAUUCCCCCCUCAUCAUUUUCAUUCCUCCCUCAUCAUAUUCAUUCCUCCUCUACUCAUUUUCAUUCCUCCUCUCGUCAUUUUCAUUCCUCCCUCAUCAUUUUCAUUCCUCCUCUCGUCAUUUUCAUUCCUCCUCUCAUCAUUUUCAUUCCUCCCUCGUCAUUUUCAUUCCUCCCUCAUCAUUUUCAUCCCUCCCUCAUCAUUUUCAUUUCCCCCUCAUCAUUUUCAUUCCUCCAUCAUCAUUUUCAUUCCUCCCUCAACAUUUUCAUUCCUCCCUCAUCAUUUCAUUCCCCCCCUCAUCAUUUUCAUUCCUCCCUCAUCAUUUUCAUUCCUCCUCUCAUCAUUUUCAUUCCUCCCAUCAUUUCAUUCCUCCCUUCCUUUUCAUUCCCCCUCAUCAUUUCAUUUCCUCCCUCAUCAUAUUCAUUCCUUCUCUCAUCAUUUUCAUUCCUCCCUCAUAAUUUUCAUUCCUCCCUCGUCAUUUUUCAUUUCCUCUCUCGUCAUUUCAUUUUCCUCCCUCGUCAUUUCCCCCCCCCCCUCAUCAUUUCAUUCCUCCCUCAUCAUUUCAUUCCUCCUCUCAUCAUUUUCAUUCCUCCCUCGUCAUUUUCAUUCCCCCUCAUCAUUUUCAUUCCUCCCUCAUCAUUUUCAUUUCCUCCUCUCAUCAUUUUCAUUCCUCCCUCGUCAUUUUCAUUUCCUCCCUCGUCCUUUUCCAUUUCCCCCCUCAUCAUUUUCAUUCCUCCCCCAUCAUAUUCAUUCCUCCUCUCAUCAUUUUCAUUUCCUCCCUCAUAAUUUUCAUUUCCUCCUCGUCAUUUUCAUUCCUCCUCUCGUCAUUUUCAUUCCUCCCUCGUCAUUUUCAUUCCCCCCCCCCUCAUAA